CGGUCGGUACCAGGAUAUGCAGGAUAUAACUUAAUGUUUGUCUAAUUUUUCUAUUAUUCUUUUCAAUAUAUGCUUCUCCAGCAUGUCAGAACAAGGAGAGAAUCCCUCUUGAUGUCUACUUUAAGAAGAGCAACAUUUUUCAUACUUUUCUAGCUACAAACUGAAAUAAAAACACUUCUUAAACAGGGAUUUAGCACAGAGACAGGUGACACUCAGAGCUCACUGCAACUGAUGGAACAACAUCAUCUUUUUUUUUUUUUUUUUGUGGAGUGAUGGCGGACAUGAACACUCCUAUAUGACGGAUAGUAACGUGUUGGAACGUGGAUUUUCUGCAUGAGAUCAAAACCACAAAAAGAUGACAAACCAGACCAAUGGGAAGUGGCGUCAGGUGUCACACCGUCACUGUAUUUUCAUUGUUCUUAGUGUGGGAGUCGUGCUUUUCCUGCAGUACAGCAGUAUAAAAGAGAUGGCACCAGCUUGGAAUCCUAAACAAUGGAUGCAAAAUCAUUCAACUAAACUGUUUAUCCUAUUUAGAAAACAAUAUAUUGGAUUAGGAAACGCAAAUAGAUCUGAGGUUGAGGCCAUAUCUACUGGAAAUGUGACCACACCCUACUCAACUGCAGCUAUCAUCUCAGCUGAACUUCCUCAAGUGGAGAGAAUUUCAUCAACACAGAAACCAAAAACCAAACGGCAGACAACCGUUUCUCCUGAAGUGAUUCAGCAGGUUUUACAACCACAAACAGCCCGACCAACACCAGGUACUUAUAUAUCUCCUGGACCCUACUUAGUUGAAUAUCCUUAUGAGUACCACUUUACCAUAAAUGAGCCUCAGAAAUGUGAGCAGGGGAAGCCGUUUGUGGUUCUAAUGGUUCCAGUGGCGCCUCAUAACAUAGCUCACCGUGAAGUGGUCCGCAGCACCUGGGGAACCGAGAGCCUGGUUCUGGAUAAAGUGGUUAUGCUGUUCUUCCUGCUGGGGAUGCAAACUGGAGAUGAUUCAAAUCAAGUCCAUGAGCAGCUGCUGCACGAAAGCAAGGAGCACAAAGACCUGAUUCAGAGUGACUUUGUGGACUGUUACAAGAAUCUGACCAUCAAAACCAUGGUGAUGCUGGAGUGGUUGAACUUGUACUGCUCCAAUGCCUCUUAUGCCAUGAAGAUUGAUUCAGAUAUGUUUCUACAUGUGCCCAAUCUAGUCCAACUACUCAUAAAUGCUCCCAAGACAAACUACAUGACUGGUCUAGUGGCACAUGGUGGUCAAGUGUUAAGAAAUCCCUCCUCUAAGUGGUUUCUACCUCAUGAGCUCUUCUCUCCGUCAGUCUACCCUCCCUAUGCUUUAGGUCUUGGCUACAUUUUAUCAUUAGAUCUCACUAAUAAGCUCAUUGAGGCUUCCAGACAUGUUAAAGCCGUUUACAUUGAAGAUGUGUAUUUAGGAUUGUGCAUGCAGCACCUCGGUCUCGUUCCCACAGAUCCCCCUGGGGGGUCACUCUUUCAUGUUUUCCCUUUAAAAUAUGAUCAAUGUGUUUUCUCUAAGAUAAUCGCAACCACAGUUGAACCUUUUAAUGAUCGUGUAAAGAUGUGGACACACUUUAAAGCAGAGGGACCGUACUGCUGACAUAAACACCUUCUUGCUAUUUUUUAUUUAAAUUUAUCAAAGGAUUCCAUAGGAAUCAUUGUGUGUAUAGUUUACUUUUUCAUUGACAGUAUCUCAUGCCAGUCUUGGUGUUUUGAUGUAUGAAAACAAUCAGCCCCAGUAAACUUUAAUUAUUUGCAUAUUUGUUGUUUUGUGAACUUGUUUUAAUAAAUUUAGUAACUUUUGGGAAA
This is a messenger RNA of Nothobranchius furzeri (turquoise killifish), 1818 nucleotides long. Its product is annotated as beta-1,3-galactosyltransferase 1. The record is from RefSeq and is a predicted model, not a curated record. Gene Ontology annotation, cellular component: Golgi membrane. Gene Ontology annotation, molecular function: N-acetyl-beta-D-glucosaminide beta-(1,3)-galactosyltransferase activity. NCBI's taxonomy places the organism in Eukaryota, Metazoa, Chordata, Actinopteri, Cyprinodontiformes, Nothobranchiidae.